AUCGACAAGGAGAGUUGUGGGGACCCUGGUACGCCCCUCUAUGGGAUAAGGGAAGGUGACAGCUUCCUGAAUGGGGGCAUCCUGCGCUUCGAGUGUCAAUUUGGGUUCGAGCUCAUCGGGGAGAGGACCAUAUCAUGCCAGAACAACAACCAGUGGUCGGCCAACAUUCCCAUGUGCAUCUGUGAGUAUGAACAUCUAAAUCACAUCUAAUGUCUGGGCUUGUUUGUCUUCUUUUUUCAUCAAAAUGAGUCUGAAUCCCAAAUGGCACUACUUUUUACCAGAGCUCUAUAUAUGCCCUAUACUACGCUGAAAAAAAAACCGCAACAUGCCACAAUUUCAAAGGUUUUAGUGAGUUACAGUUCAUAGAAGGAAAUCAGUCAAUUGAAAUAAAUAAAUUAGGCCCUAAUCUAUAGAUUUCACAUGACUUGGAAUAUAGAUAUGCAUCUGUUGGUCACACAUACCUUAAACAAAAAGGUAGAGGUGUGGAUCAGAAAACCAGUCAGUAUCUGGUGUGACCACCAUUUGCUGCAUGCAGUGCGACACAUCUCCUUCGCAUAGAGUUGAUCAGGCUGUUGAUUGUGGAAUGUGGAAUGUUGUCCCACUCCUCUUCAAUGGCUGUGCGAUGUUGCUGGAUAUUGGCGGGAGCUGGAACACGCUGUCGUACACGUCAAUCCAGAGCAUCCCAAACAUGCUCAGUGAGUGACAUGUCUGGUGAGUAUGCAGGCCAUGGAAGAACUGGUACAUUUUCAGCUUCCAGGAAUUGUAUACAGAUUCUUGCAACAUUAUCAUGCUCAAACAUGAGGUGAUGGCGGGUGGAUGAAUGGCACGACAAUGGUAUUCAGGAUCCCAUCACGGUAUCUCUGUGCAUUCAAAUUGUCAUUGAUGAAAUGCAAUUGUGUUCGUUGUCCAUAGCUUAUGCCUGCCCAUACGAUAACCCCACCACCACCAUGGGGCACUCUGCUCACAACGUUGACAUCAGUUAACCGCUCGCCCACACGACGCUACACACACUGUCUGCCAUCUUGCCCGGCACAGUUGAAACCGGGAUUGAUCCGUGAUGAGCACACUUCUCCAGCGUGCCAGUGGCCAUCGAAGGUGAGCCCUCUGAAGUCGGUUACUACGCCGAACUGCAGUCAGGUCACGACCCUGGUGAGGAUGACGAGCACGCAGAUGAGCUUCCCUGAGACAGUUUCUGACAGUUUGUGCAGAAAUUCUUUGGUUGUGCAAAACCACAGUUUUAUCAGCUGUCCGGGUGGCUGGUCUCAGACUAUCCCGCAGGUGAAGAAGCUGGAUGUGGAGGUCCUGGGCUGGCGUGGUUACACGUGGUCUGCAGUUGUGAAGCCGGUUGGACGUACUGCCAAAUUCUCUAAAGUGACAUUGGAGGCGGCUUAUGGUAGAGAAAUUAACAUUAAAUUCUCUGGCAACAGCGCAGGGGGACAUUCCUGCAGGCAGCAUGUCAAUUGCGCGCUCCCUCAAAACUUCACAGACAUCAUGCUGUUUAAUCAGCUUCUUGAUUUGCCACACCUGUCGGGUGGAUGGAUUAUCUUGGCAAAGGAGAAAUGCUCACUAACAGGGAUGUAAGCAAAUUUGUACAGAAAAUUUGACAGAAAUAAGUUUUUUAUGCAUAUGGAAAAUGUCUGGGAUAUUUUAUUUCAGCUCAUGAAACAUGGGACCAAUACAUUACAUGUUGCGUUUAUAUUUUUGUUCAGUAUACAUUACAUGACCAAAAGUAUGUGGACUACCUGCCUCCAUUCUAAUGUGCACUUACAGUAGCGUGCGUACCAGUUUCAGCAUUUUGAUGCAGUUCGCCAUAACUGUCAAGAAUUUGAAACGAUGGGAGCAGAUUUUACAUCAGAAAGGCAUAAUGACAUACACUACAUGACCAGAAGUAUGUGGACACCUGCUCGUCGAACAUCUCAUUCCAAAAUCAUGGGUAUUAAUAUGGAGUAGGUCCCCCCCUUUGCUGCUAUAACAGCCUCCACUCUUCUAGGGAGGCUUUCCACCAGAUGUUAGAACAUUGCUGCAGGGACUUACUUCCAUUCAGCUACAAGAGCAUUAGUGAGGUCGGGCACUGAUGUUGGGAGAUUAGGCCGGUGUUCCAAUUAAUCUCAAAGGUGUUCGAUGGGGUUGAGGUCAGGGCCCUGUGCAGGCCGGUCAAGUUCUUCCACAUCAAUCUCGACAACCCAUUUCUUUAUGGACCUUGCUUUGUGCUUGGGGGCAUUGUCAUGAUGAAACAGGAAAGGGCCUUCCCCAAACUAUUGCCACAAAGUUGGAAGCACAGAUUUGUCUAGAAUGGCACUGUAUGCUGUAGCGUUAAUGAAAAACAGCGACCAUUAUUCCUCCUCCACCAAACUUUACAGUUGCCACUAUAUAUUCGACAGGUAGCGUUCUCCUGGCAUUCGUUAAACCCAGAUUCAUCUGUCGGACAGCCAGAUGGUGAAGUAUGAUUCAUCACUCCAGAGAAAGUGUUUCCACUGCUCCAGAGUCCAAUGGCAGCAAGCUUUAAACCACUCCAGCUGACGCUUGGCAUUGCACAUGGUGAUCUUAGGCUUGUGUGCGGCUGCUCGGCCAUGGAAACCCCUUUAAUGAAGCUCCCGAGGAACAGUUAUUGUGCAAUUGUUGCUCCCAGAGGCUGUUUGGAACUCGGUAGUGAGUGUUGAAACCGAGGACAGACAAUUUUUACCCGUUAUGCACUUUGAUGAACUGACUUGUUGGAAAGGUGGCGUCCUAUGACGGUGCCAUGUUGAAAGUCACUGAGCUCUUCAGUGAGGCCAUUCUACUGCCAAUGUUUGUCUAUGGAAAUUGCAUGGCUGUGUGCUCGAUUUUUUUACAACUGUCAGCAACGGGUGUGGCUGAAAUAGCCGAAUCCACUAAUUUGAAGGGGUGUCCACAUACUUUUGACCAGGGGUAUUUUAUAUGACCAUAUAUGUAUGUAUAUAUAUAGUGUUUGUUAGAAACACAGCACAUAGAAGAAAACUUGGAAUUGUACUUUAUACUUAUCAAAUCAAAUUGUAUUCGUCAUUUACACCGUUUGCAGCAAGUGCAGCGAAAUGCUUACGUGCUAUCUCCCUCAACAUUGCAUUACAAUAAUCAACAUCAAUGAUAAGAAUAAAAAAUACAAGUCAUAGAAGAAGUAAUAUGCAUAAUAAUAGCUUUCUUUGAGCUUUCCAGAAAAUCUCUGGCGCAACUUCAAAAGGAGGCAACCCUUUGUAUACACUACAUGUUGAGCCUGAUUGUAGAUCAGUAAGUCUCAGAGCAGCUAAUUUAACUUAUAAACUGAAUAGAUACUCAAAUAAUAGAGACAUCUCAUUUACAGUGCCUUGCAAAAGUAUUCAUCCCCCUUGGCAUUUUUUCCUAUUUUGUUGCAUUACAACCUGUAAUUUAAAUGGGUUUUUAUGUGGAUUUCAUGUCAUGGACAUACACAAAAUAGUCCAAAUUGGUGAAGUGAAAUGAAAAUAAUUACUUGUUUCAAAAUAUUCUAAAAAAUAAAUAACGGAAAAGUGGUGAGUGCAUAUGUACUCAUCCCCUUUGCUAUGAAGCCCCUAAAUAAGAUCUGGUGCAACCAAUUACCUUCAGAAGUCACAUAAUUAGUUAAAUUAAGUCCACCUGUGUGCAAUCUAAGUGUCACAUGAUCUCAGUAUAUAUACACCUGUUCUGAAAGGUCCCAGCGUCUGCAACACCACAAAGCAAGGGGCAUCACCAAGCAAGCGGCACCACGAAGACCAAGGAGCUCUCCAAAAAGGUCAGGGACAAAGUUGUGGAGAAGUACAGAUCAGGGUUGGGUUAUAAAAAAUAUCUGAAAUUUUUAACAUCCCACGGAGCACCAUUAAAUCCAUUAUUAAAAAAUGGAAAGAAUAUGGCACCACAACAAACCUGCCAAGAGAGGGCUGCCCAACAACACCCACAGAACAGGCAAGGAGGACAUUAAUCAGAGAGGCAACAAAGAGACCAAAGAUAACCCUGAAGGAGCUGCAAAGCUCCACAGCGGAGAUUGGAGUAUCUGUCCAUAGGACCACUUUAAGCCGUACACUCCACAGAGCUGAGCUUUACGUAAGAGUGGCCAGAAAAAAGCCAUUGCUUUAAGAAAAAAAUAAGCAAACACGUUUGGUGUUCGCCAAAAGGCAAGUGGGAGACUCCCCAAACAUAUGGAAGAAGGUACUCUGGUCUGAUGAGACUAAAAUUGAGCUUUUUGGCCAAGGAAAAUGCUAUGUCUGGCGCAAACCCAACACCUCUCAUCACCCCGAGAACACCAUCCCCACAGUGAGGCAUUGUGGUGGCAGCAUCCUGCUGUGGGGAUGUUUUUCAUCGGCAGGGACUGGGAAACUGGUCAGAAUUGAAGGAAUGAUGGAUGGCGCUAAAUACAGGGACAUUUUUGAGGGAAAACUGUUUCAGUCUUCCAGAGAUUUGAGACUGGGACAGAAGUUCACCUUCCAGCAGGACAAUGACCCUAAGCAUACUGCUAAAGCAACACUCGAGUGGUUUAAGUGGAAACAUUUAAAUGUCUUGGAAUGGCCUAGUCAAAGCCCAGACCUCAAUCCAAUUGAGAAUCUGUGGUAUGACUUAAAGAUUGCUGUACACCAGCGGAACCCAUCCAACUUGAAGGAGCUGGAGCAGUUUUGCCUUGAAGAAUGGGCAAAAAUCCCAGUGGCUAGAUGUGCCAAGCUUAUAGAGACAUAUCCCAAGAGACUUGCAGAUGUAAUUGCUGCAAAAGGUGGCUCUACAAAGUAUUGACUGGGGGGGUGAAUAGUUAUGCACUCUCAAGUUUUCAGUUUUUUGGCUUAUUUCUUGUUUGUUUCACCCCAAAAAUAUUUUGCAUCUUCAAAGUGGUAGGCAUGUUGUGUAAAUCAAAUGAUACAAACCCCCCCAAAAAUCCAUUUAAAUUCCAGGUUGUAAGGCAACAAAAUAGGAAAAAUGUCAAAGGGGUGAAUACUUUCGCAAGCCACUGUACUUAUUGACUCAAGACAUUUCAGCUAUUCAGUUUUAAUUAAUUUGUAAACAUCUCUAAAAACAUAAUUCCACUUUGACAUUAUGGGGUGACACAACAUAUCAAUUUAAUCAAUGUUAAAUUCAGGCUGUAACACAACAAAAUGUGAAAAAAAGUCAAGGGGUGUGAAUAAUUUCUGAAGGCACUGUAUGUACACAAUAAAAUAUACAGUAUGAUAAUUAAUGUGCUAUGUCAAGUAUGAUUGUAUUUACAAAUAUAAAGUGGGUAGUGUUUUGGUAGUGCGUAGAGUCUUGUUAGAGGGUAGUGUCUUGGUAGAGGGUAGAGUCUUGGUAGAGGGUAGAGUCUUGGUAGAGGGUAGAGUCUUGGUAGAGGGUAGAGUCUUGGUAGAGGGUAGAGUCUUAGUAGAGGGUAGAGUCUUGGUAGAGGGUAGAGUCUUGGUAGAGGGUAGAGUCUUGUUAGAGGAUAGAGUCUUGUUAGAGGAUAGAGUCUUGUUAGAGGAUAGAGUCUUGGUAGAGGAUAGAGUCUUGGUAGAGGAUAGAGUCUUGGUAGAGGGUAGUGUCUUGGUAGUGGGUAGAGUCUUAGUAGAGGGUAGAGUCUUGUUAGAGGAUAGAGUCUUGGUAGAGGGUAGUGUCUUGGUAGAGGGUAGAGUCUUAGUAGAGGGUAGAGUCUUGUUAGAGGAUAGAGUCUUGGUAGAGGGUAGAGUCUUGUCUGCCAUAUCAAUCUACAGUUAUGUCAGUGUCUUAUCACUGCAUUGCUGUAAUCAAAACUAAUGAAAACAGACCUCUGUAGAAUAUAAUGUUGAUACCAUGUACCAUAUUAACAGAUGUUUCAUCAAUUUCUGCUACAUACAGUUACGGGCAUUAAAAAGUGAGGUCACGUCGUCUGUUCUCUUUGCCCAUAUCCCUCUCCUCCACAGUCCCAUGCCUGUCCAACUUCACAGCGCCAAUGGGCACGGUCCUAUCACCCGACUACCCAGAAGGCUACAGCAACAACAUGAACUGCGUGUGGCUGAUCCUAUCGGAACCCGGCAGCCGCAUCCACCUGGCCUUCAACGACUUUGACCUGGAGGCGCCUUACGACUUCCUCACCGUGAAGGACGGCGAGCUGCUGGACGCCACCGUCCUGGGGCGCUUCACGGGGGCCGAGUCGCCCUCCCACCUCGACAGUAACACCAACCUACUGAGGCUGGAGUUCCAGGCCGACCACUCCAUGGCCGGACGAGGAUUCAACAUCACCUACAGCAGUAGGUUUCACCCUUGACAUAGUGUUCUGUGCUGUUCUUCAUUUGAUUUGUCAUCGUUAGUUGAUUAGGACUCAGUUCAGUUGAACCCCAUGUUUGCGGUAUUUCCAUGGUUACUCUGCCAUAAUCCAGGUGCAAUUGAGUUUGGCCCUUGGUAAUGUUAGCUGUAACCAAAAUAUAUUGUUUUGUGGCAUCUUGUGGUGACUUUACAGUAAUGACCAUAGUCCUGUAUAUCUUGUCCUGAUUGGAUCCUUUGAUAUUUGCCCAACCCUGACCUAUCUCAUGUCUGUGUCAAUUAUUUUUUGUCAUCACAAAAGGGCUUAGUCAAUUUCCACCCAAUCGGCUUUGCCCUCACGGUUAUGGUUAUCCUUUUCAAAAUGGCCUCGUAACGGUUGCUUUCUGAAGGAGACACAAAAUGUCACGCCAAUCCAUCACUUCUGUCAAAAGAAUGUGGGAGAAAAACGAGGCCAUGUAUCCUUUGUGCAUAUAAGGCCCCAAGUCAUUAGGAACAAUUGUAGGGGCUGGCCUUUCUGCCUGACAACCAGACUCGAUGUUAUUUUAUUAAGGAACUGUCAGUGACAUGAUUGAGCAGUGUUCCACUGAUGUUAUGUUCGACUGGCGGGCUUUCUGUCACAAGACAUCCAUCAGUCAGUCAGUCUGACUUGGCCUGCGAGGCUAUUGUAAGAAGAGUUAAAGGCCGUUUUAGUUGGAAGACAUCUUCCUCCAGGGAUUAAAUCCCCUCUACACUUCAUAAAGUUCUGACAAAAUAGCUUUGAGGUCACUAGCACUACAAGUACAAUAAUAAGCACCCUUUUUAGAAUGGGAAAGUGGUUGUUUUCAUGCCGUGAAGUGCUUUGACUAUCGUCUCGCGUCGGAUAAUGCUUAACAAUAGAGCCCUUUCAACGUCCCCUUUGUAACAAGGUCUAUGCUCCAUCUAUGCUGUCGUCACUAGAAGUGAAGUGGUGGCUUCUGUGAGUCUUUCCAAUCCUACUCUAAAUUAGAGCAACCAACUCAGACCAUAGCUAGCCUCGCCCCAACCGCUCAGGCAUCUCAAAUACAAAAAUGUGGAUCGUACCAUGAUAAACUCACCCCACAUCUUGAAGUGUCACCAAUUUGAGCCAUUGAAUCAGAUCAUUUUCAGUGACACAACUGGUUUGUAAGUUUAUAAGCUAGCAAUAACGUGGGUGUGCGAUCAAAGCAUCGCUGGUUGGAGUAAUGCGACAGGGACAGAUGAGGAAACAAAUCAAUUAGCAGCACAGUGACGCCGGUUACAUCUGGCAAAGCGAGAUCAAAACGUUUUGCCCAUGUGUUUUCAGCGUUCGGCCACAACGAGUGUCCCGACCCAGGCAUCCCGAUAAAUGCGAGGCGCUUCGGCGACAACUUCCAGCUGGGCAGCUCCAUCUCAGUGAUCUGUGAGGACGGCUUCAUUAAGACCCAGGGGACCCAGACCAUCAGCUGCGAGCUGGACAAUGGCAAGGUGAUGUGGAGCGGACCCAUCCCUAAAUGUGAAGGUAAUUAUCCUGGUCUCCCUGAGGAGAGGACAGACUGUGUGUGUGUGUGUGUGUGUGUGUGGUUGUGUGUAAGUGUGUGUGCAUGCGUGUGUGUGUAUGUGUAUGUGAUUGUGUGUGCGUGUGUGUGCCUGUGUGUGCAUGUGCACGUCCGUACAUGCAUGUAUUUUAGGGCAGUUACCCUGUUCCUGACACAUACAAAAGCCUAAGUGAGUGUAAGCGGAGUGGACACUCACCUGUAUGUGGAAGAUGCUAUGGGACACUCACCUGUAUAUGGAAGAUGCUAGGGGACACUCACCUGUAUGUGGAAGAUGCUAGUGGACACUCACCUGUAUGUGGAAGAUGCUAGUGGACACUCACCUGUAUGUGGAAGAUGCUAGUGGACACUCACCUGUAUGUGGAAGAUGCUAGUGGACACUCACCUGUAUGUGGAGGAUGCUAGUGGACACUCACCUGUGUGUGGAGGAUGAUAGUGGACACUCACCUGUAUGUGGAGGAUGCUAGGGGACACUCACCUGUAUGUGGAGGAUGCUAGGGGACACUCACCUGUAUGUGGAGGAUGCUAGGGGACACUCACCUGUAUGUGGAGGAUGCUAGGGGACACUCACCUGUAUGUGGAAUAUGCUAGGGGACACUCACCUGUAUGUGGAGGAUGCUAGGGGACACUCACCUGUAUGUGGAGGAUGCUAGGGGACACUCACCUGUAUGUGGAAUAUGCUAGGGGACACUCACCUGUAUGUGGAGGAUGCUAGGGGACACUCACCUGUAUGUGGAAGAUGCUAGGGGACACUCACCUGUAUGUGGAGGAUGCUAGAGAACACUCACCUGUAUGUGGAAGAUGCUAGGGGACACUCACCUGUAUGUGGAAGAUGCUAGGGGACACUCACCUGUAUGUGGAGGAUGCUAGGGGACACUCACCUGUAUUUGGAAGAUACUAGUGGACACUCACCUGUAUGUGGAAGAUGCUAGUGGACACUCACCUGUAUGUGGAAGAUGCUAGUGGACACUCACCUGUAUGUGGAAGAUGCUAGUGGACACUCACCUGUAUGUGGAAGAUGCUAGGGGACACUCACCUGUGUGUGGAGGAUGCUAGGGGACACUCACCUGUAUGUGGAGGAUGCUAGUGGACACUCACCUGUAUGUGGAAAAUGCUAGGGGACACUCACCUGUAUGUGGAGGAUGCUAGGGAACACUCACCUGUAUGUGGAAGAUGCUAGGGGACACUCACCUGUAUGUGGAAGAUGCUAGGGGACACUCACCUGUAUGUGGAGGAUGCUAGGGGACACUCACCUGUAUGUGGAAGAUGCUAGGGGACACUCACCUGUAUGUGGAAGAUGCUAAGGGACACUCACCUGUAUGUGGAGGAUGCUAGGGGACACUCACCUGUAUGUGGAAGAUGCUAGUGGACACUCACCUGUAUGUGGAAGAUGCUAGUGGACACUCACCUGUAUGUGGAAGAUGCUAGGGGACACUCACCUGUAUGUGGAGGAUGCUAGGGGACACUCACCUGUAUGUGGAGGAUGCUAGGGGACACUCACCUGUAUGUGGAAGAUGCUAGGGGACACUCACCUGUAUGUGGAAGAUGCUAAGGGACACUCACCUGUAUGUGGAAGAUGCUAGGGGACACUCACCUGUAUGUGGAGGAUGAUAGUGGACACUCACCUGUAUGUGGAAGAUGCUAGGGGACACUCACCUGUAUGUGGAGGAUGCUAGUGGACACUCACCUGUAUGUGGAGGAUGCUAGGGGACACUCACCUGUAUGUGGAGGAUGCUAGUGGACACUCACCUGUAUGUGGAGGAUGCUAGGGGACACUCACCUGUAUGUGGAGGAUGCUAGUGGACACUCACCUGUAUGUGGAUGCUAGUGGACACUCACCUGUAUGUGGAGGAUGCUAGUGGACACUCACCUGUAUGUGGAGGAUGCUAGGGGACACUCACCUGUAUGUGGAGGAUGCUAGGGAAGGCUGAGGGACGCUUGGGGACCGGGGACAGGAAACAAGGGUAAUGUAGGCCAACCAGUCACCUUUAAUCGGACUUCCUGUCAGUCAUUCACCCUGCACCUUAUGGCCCUGAUGCUGUUGUGACAUCACUCAUAUGGGCAGGAAUAAAGAGCCUCAUGUUAGCCUAGCUACCCUUGUAACAUCUACAGUACACUGUAUGAUACUGUUUGCCAGAUUAGAUCAUUAAGCAGGGCAUUUUGAGGUAUUUAAAACUCUCUCUCUCUCUCUCUAAACUCUUAAAAAUCUCUCUCCCCCCUCCCCUCCAUAGCCCCCUGCGGAGGCCACUUCUCCGCUCCCAGUGGGGUGAUCCUGUCCCCAGGGUGGCCUGGAUACUAUAAGGGCUCCCUCAGCUGUGAGUGGGUCAUCGAGACCGAGCCCGGACGCUCCAUCAAGAUCACCUUUGACAAGUACUUGUCCAUUAUACCAAUAAAGUUGUUCAAUGUAUUCUAUUAUAUUCUAUUAGCAUUCCCAAACUGUUGAAUACGGAGAAUGGAUUUCUGCAUCAAUGAAUGCACCCGGAAUGGAAUCGUAUUGCUUAUUUAUAUUAUAUUUAUAAAGUCUCCUUUGAAAGUGCUCUUUAGCGUAGUAGUAGGCUUAAUCAAAGUUUAUGCAACUGCCCCAACUGUACCACUGAAUAUGUUUUAUCACAAGUCAAUCAAAUGAAUAUAUUUCAUAAUUCAUAAUUCCUCCUCUGUCAUUGGUCCAGGUUUCAGACAGAGCUGGGCUAUGACUUUCUGGAGAUCCACGAUGGGCCCAACCUGCUCUCUCCUCUGGUCGGCUCGUUCAACGGUACCCAGGUGCCCCAGUUCCUGUUCAGCAGUACUAACCACCUGUACAUGCUCUUCACCACCGACAACAGCCGCUCCAACAGUGGAUUUAAAAUAAUCUAUGAGAGUAAGUCUAGUUUAGUGACCCGGGUGUUCCUGGUCACAUCAUCUACCAUAGUACUAGUCUAGUUUAGUGACCCGGGUGUUCCUGGUCACAUCAUCUACCAUAGUACUAGUCUAGUUUAGUGACCCGGGUGUUCCUGGUCACAUCAUCUACCAUAGUACUAGUCUAGUUUAGUGACCCCGGUGUUCCUGGUCACAUCAUCUACCAUAGUACUAGUCUAGUUUAGUGACCCGGGUGUUCCUGGUCACAUCAUCUACCAUAGUACUGGUCUAGUUUAGUGACCCGGGUGUUCCUGGUCACAUCAUCUACCAUAGUACUGGUCUAGUUUAGUGACCCGGGUGUUCCUGGUCACAUCAUCUACCAUAGUACUGGUCUAGUUUAGUGACCCGGGUGUUCCUGGUCACAUCAUCUACCAUAGUACUGGUCUAGUUUAGUGACCCGGGUGUUCCUGGUCACAUCAUCUACCAUAGUACUAGUCUAGUUUAGUGACCCGGGUGUUCCUGGUCACAUCAUCUACCAUAGUACUAGUCUAGUUUAGUGACCCGGGUGUUCCUGGUCACAUCAUCUACCAUAGUACUAGUCUAGUUUAGUGACCCGGGUAUUCCUGGUCACAUCAUCUACCAUAGUACUAGUCUAGUUUAGUGACCCGGGUGUUCCUGGUCACAUCAUCUACCAUAGUACUAGUCUAGUUUAGUGACCCGGGUGUUCCUGGUCACAUCAUCUACCAUAGUACUAGUCUAGUUUAGUGACCCCGGUGUUCCUGGUCACAUCAUCUACUAUAGUACUAGUCUAGUUUAGUGACCCGGGUGUUCCUGGUCAGAUCAUCUACCAUAGUACUGGUCUAGUUUAGUGACCCGGGUGUUCCUGGUCAGAUCAUCUACCAUAGUACUGGUCUAGUUUAAUGACCCGGGUGUUCCUGGUCACAUCAUCUACCAUAGUACUGGUCUAGUUUAGUGACCCGGGUGUUCCUGGUCACAUCAUCUACCAUAAUACUGGUCUAGUUUAGUGACCUGGGUGUUCCUGGUCACAUCAUCUACCAUAGUACUGGUCUAGUUUAGUGACCCGGGUGUUCCUGGUCACAUCAUCUACCAUAGUACUAGUCUAGUUUAGUGAUCCGGGUGUUCCUGGUCACAUCAUCUACCAUAGUACUAGUCUAGUUUAGUGACCCGGGUGUUCCUGGUCACAUCAUCUACCAUAGUACUAGUCUAGUUUAGUGACCCGGGUGUUCCUGGUCACAUCAUCUACCAUAGUACUAGUCUAGUUUAGUGACCCGGGUGUUCCUGGUCACAUCAUCUACCAUAGUACUAGUCUAGUUUAGUGACCCGGGUGUUCCUGGUCACAUCAUCUACCAUAGUACUAGUCUAGUUUAGUGACCCGGGUGUUCCUGGUCACAUCAUCUACCAUAGUACUAGUCUAGUUUAGUGACCUGGGUGUUCCUGGUCACAUCAUCUACAAUAGUACUAGUCUAGUUUAGUGACCCGGGUGUUCCUGGUCACAUCAUGUGGUCAGGACAAACUCCUAGCCCUAACCAUAGUUUUAACUCUAACUCUGAUUUCAAACUGUUACAGCUUCAUAAUCCCUGUAAUAGACGUUUGAUGUUGUUGACCCCAUAACAUUUUCUCUUCAGGCGUGACCGUGGACACCUACUCCUGCCAGGACCCGGGCUUCCCGCUCAACGGGUUGCGUUACGGUCAAGACUUCACCAUCGGUUCGACUGUGUCGUUCGGCUGUGACCCUGGAUACAGGCUGAGCCACGAGGAACCUCUGGUCUGUGAGAAAAACCACUGGUGGAGCCACCCUCUGCCCACCUGUGAUGGUAUGGACCAGUUCAAACCAUUUUAAAUCUGUCCAAAACGAGUUUAGAUAUGCGCAUCCAGUGACUUUCAGGUGCAGGGUACAUAAGGCUAAGUCAUGAACUGCGGAAGCAUUCAACAGUGUGCAGGUAUCUGUUUAUUUUUCAUGGUAUGGACUGUAGCCAUGGUGACCAAGGUUGUGGCAGAAUACUACUAGCCUGUUUACCAGAUGUGUUUGUGCUUUACUCACAUGUCAUGGUCAUUCUAGUGCUGAACACAUCAGAAGUGGUCUAAAACACAUGUAGUUUGUAUAGUACAUACCACCAGGCUAGUGCUGUAGUCUAGAUCAGGCCUCUCCAUAGUACAUAUCUGACCACCAGGUUAGUGCUCUAGUCUAGGUCAGGCCUCUCCAUAGUACAUAUCUGAUCACCAGGUUAGUGCUCUAGUCUAGAUCAGGCCUUUCCAUAGUACAUAUCUGACCACCAGGCUAGUGCUGUAGUCUAGGUCAGGCCUCUCCAUAGUACAGAUCUGACCACCAGGCUAGUGCUGUAGUCUAGAUCAGGCCUCUCCAUAGUACAGAUCUGACCACCAUUACAUUUACAUUUUACAUUUUAGUCAUUUAGCAGACGCUCUUAUCCAGAGCGACUUACAGGAGCAAUUAGGGUUAAGUGCCUUGCUCAAGGGCACAUUAACGUCAUUUAGCAGACGCUCUUAGCCAGAGCGACUCACAAAUUGGUGUGUUUACCCUAUAGCCAGUGGGAUAACCACUUUACAAUUUUGGGGGGGGGGGGGGGGGGGGGGGGGGGUUAGAAGGAUUACUUUAUCCUAUCCCAGGUAUUCCUUAAAGAGGUGGGGUUUCAAAUGUCUCCGGAAGGUGGUGAGUGACUCCGCUGUCCUGGCGUCGUGAGGGAGCUUGUUCCACCAUUGGGGUGCCAGAGCAGCGAACAGUUUUGCCUGGGCUGAGCGGGAACUAUGCUUCCGCAGAGGAAGGGGAGCCAGCAGGCCAGAGGUGGAUGAACGCAAUGCCCUCGUUUGGGUGUAGGGACUGAUCAGAGCCUGAAGGUACAGAGGUGCCGUUCCCCUCACUGCUCCAUAGGCAAGCACCAUGGUCUUGUAGCGGAUGCGAGCUUCAACUGGAAGCCAGUGGAGUGUGCGGAGGAGGGGGGUGACGUGAGAGAACUUGGGAAGGUUGAACACCAGACGGGCUGCGGCAUUCUGGAUGAGUUGUAGGGGUUUAAUGGCACAGGCAGGGAGGCCAGCCAACAGCGAGUUGCAAUAGUCCAGACGGGAGAUGACAAGUGCCUGGAUUAGGACCUGUGCCGCUUCCUGUGUAAGGCAGGGUCGUACUCUCCGAAUGUUGUAGAGCAUGAACCUGCAGGAUCGGGUCACCGCCUUGAUGUUGGCGGAGAACGACAGGGUGUUGUCCAGGGUCACGCCUAGGCUCUUCGCACUCUGGGAGGAGGACACAGCGGAGUUGUCAACCGUGAUGGCGAGAUCAUGGAACGGGCAGUCCUUCCCCGGGAGGAAGAGCAGCUCCGUCUUGCCAGGGUUCAGCUGUAGGCUAGUGCUGUAGUCUAGAUCAGGCCUCUCCAUAGUACAGAAUUGACCACCAGGCUAGUGCUGUAGUCUAGAUCAGGCCUCUCCAUAGUACAGAUCUGACCACCAGGCUAGUGCCAUGUUCCUGGAGAGCUACCCUCCUGUAGGUUUUCACUCCAACCUGGUUCCUGGAGAGCUACCGUCCUGUAGGUUAUCUAGCACACCUGUUUCUAAUAAUUAGCUGGUUGAUAAACUGAAUCAGUUUAGUUCCAACUGUGGUCAGAGCGAAAACCUACAGGAGGGUAUCUCUCUAGGAACAGGGUUGGAGUUUAAACCUACAGGACGGUAUCUCUCCAGGAACAGGGUUGGAUUUUAAACCUACAGGACGGUAUCUCUCCAGGAACAGGGUUGGAGUUUAAACCUACAGGACGGUAUCUCUCCAGGAACAGGGUUUGAGUUUAGGAACAGGGUUGGAGUUAAAACAUACAGGACUGUAGCUCUCCAGGAACAGGGUUGGAGUUUAGGAACAGGGUUGGAGAGCCUUGAUCUAGAUCUACAGUAGGUGCAAAAUCUUUAGUUAUCAAAAAAUGAGUUAUCAAAUCUUGAGCUAUCACUUUCAACAGGCCUUGAUUAGUUUAAAUAUUUUCUCAUAUGAUAUAAUGCCAAAGAUAGUGCCAAACUGCCUACUGACAAAACUGCUGUAGGUCUGAAUUGUGUUUUUGUGCUGAGAUAUUUAGCCUACAAGAGUGGUUGGUCAAUUACUUGAGUCAAUGACAGUUCAUGUAAAUUGGCUGCCUGGUGAAAGAGAACCAGCCCAACGACUCUGGGGCUGACAAAACCUUUUAGCUCGUUCGUCUCUCCGUGUUUAGAUUUCAGAGAUCUAUUUUCUUUUCCAGGGAGUAAGCUAAACUGAGACAAUGCAAUUCAAUUCCAGGCCAUUAGGCUGUAUGUGCAGGUGAAUCACAGAGGCAAUUUGCUGUGAUGGCUGCUUGGCCUGAUAGGAACUGAUCUCCUCACAAGAUUAGGGAUCAGGGAGCACCCUUUACCUGCACUUUAACUUGUCAUCUCACCUCCCCUACCUCCUGUUAUGACUCUGAAGGCUUUUAUGUAUGCAUUGGGGGUAAGAGGGUGGCGGGUGGAGGGUUGGGGAAUCUGAUCUAAGUGGAAUAGUGGGGAGGAUGUGGUCUCCAUACCAGGGCAUACAAAUGAGGGACCUGAUAUGUGACCGACCGGUUCAAAUCGGUCUUAUGUAGCAACAUUUGGAAUUGUGUUUUUUACAUUGGAUAAAAGUAGAGACUCAGAGCUAGAAAAUUGUAUAUUAUACACUACAGUUGAGGAUCAAUGGGGAAGUAAUUCUGCUUUGAAAGUUGAUAAACUUGUAACGACACUUUUGAGAAAAUGGCCUUUGAAUGUUUUGGUACUACUACUGGAGAGCCCUUCUUUGUCUCCACCCAUUCAGCAUCGUUCACACCCUCUUAAGCUUUAGCUAACUAGCUAAACAAUUAGCCAUAAUCCCAACUCAUGACGUUACUACCCUGCAUGAAUCUGAAGGUAGCUAACCAACCAGGUUCAAUGUUAGCUAGCUAACAUUAGGAUAUAACUAGCAAAGAAAAUGGCUCUGAGAUACGAAUAAUGUUACUACACAGAUCAUACACAUAAUGUUAGCUAGCGAGCCAGCCAGCUAAUGUUAGCUAGCUAGGUAACAGUACACUUUAACUUGAAAUGAAAACUACUUUCUGACAAAAUUAGAAACGUGUAAUAUAUGAAAAUGUAGCUAGCUAGACUGUCUUACCCGUAUACAUGGACGGACACUUCUCAGUCUCUGUCAUGGAUGCCAUGGUUGCCCUUAGUUUGAAGAUGUAAUCUGGAGACGUGUUUUCUCCAUCUCCUUAGCUAUCAUACUCUAAUUCCAAAACUCGGUCCUCCAGAAAGUGGAGAGCAACACUUAUGCAGUUCUACAACGCAAUAUAUAUAUAUUUUUAAACAGCGUUAGACAGGAUUACCUACACAUACUGACCAGCUCAAAUAGACACAAGUGUGCAACAUGGCAGACCAAUCCAAACUCAUCUCUCGGCAUGUCCAACCCACUCAUUAUCUCAGUCAAUCAUGGCUAGCGGGAAGGUUGCUGUCUUUUUCUGUGGCUAAACCAAAUGUGCUCGUAAUUUAACAAUUGUAUUCGUAUUUACAGAUGGCAACCAAGUUUGUUAGUAAGGCACAUGAAAGUUCACAUGUUCCAAAAAAUGCAUUUUGAUAAAGAAAUACGUUUACGUUCAAAUGGCUCUCCUGUGAAGUAGUGACGCACGACAUACACCUAGUUUCCUGAAACGAGUCACAUAUGCUGAAAUGUUGAUAUUUGGGGUUCUUGGGUAUAGAAAUUGAGGGCACAGCAUGUCAAAAUUUAAAAAAUCUUGUUUGGUUCAUUUCUUGCUCAGAGAGUGAGAGAGAGAGGGAGAAUGAGGGGAUGAGGAGAGGAAAAGAGAGAGACGAGUGAGGAACAGAAUAAGAUCAGUGUAGUUGUCCACAUUUCCCUGUACGAUAAGGCUUUGUAUUAAGUGCUCUAAAGAAGUUGCUCCAUUUAUUAUUGAUACAGCACUGCAUCUGUCUGGGACAGAUAAGUACAAGUGCCUGGUGAGAAGGAAGAGAGGAGAGGUUAAGAGGAGGAAGAGAAAAAAGAGAGGUUUCACUUCCUCAAUCUCCCUCAAGAGUUACAAAACAACAUCACAUCAGAUAAAACAUGCCAAACUGACUUCGCUUUACACUGAGGGUCACUGUUUGUCCAUGACAUGGCCGCUAUUGCCCCCUUAGGCAAGGCACUUAACCCCUAAAUCUGCUCCAAGAUUACCGCUCUGGUUGUUUGUGACUCAGAGGGUUGAGUUCACCUUUUUACUGCAGUGGGCUAAAUCAGGGUCACACAGAGUGUUUCUUGGUAGUCUUAAACAAAUCUACUUUGAAAUAAAAGUAUACACCUCACACACAUGGUUAUGGGCUUGAAAUAAAGACGACACCUGUACAAUGUCAGAUAUAGAGUUGAAAUACAUAACAUUUUGAGUUUGCAUCCCAAUAUUACACUUUAUAUACAUCACAGAAGACUGAAAUUCUAACAAAACUGUUUAACAUAUAAACUCUGGAUUUUCGGCGUAAAAAAAUAAAAUAUUAUUUUAUAAAUUAUGAAAGAUAUUAAUAACAUUCCACCCAUGGGGCCACUAGGUCAUUUGACUGCAGGAAAGGGCAUAUUUCUGUUCUCUGCAAAACAUGGACAAUAAAGUGUUUCACCCUGUAUGUUCCCCAGCGUUGUGUGGAGGGGACGUGCGAGGGCCCGGCGGCACCAUCCUGUCCCCUGGAUACCCUGAGAUGUAUCCUAGCUCACUCAACUGUACCUGGACGGUGGAGGUCAGCCACGGCAAA
This is a messenger RNA of Coregonus sp. 'balchen', 17318 nucleotides long. NCBI's taxonomy places the organism in Eukaryota, Metazoa, Chordata, Actinopteri, Salmoniformes, Salmonidae. The record is from the annotation of a GenBank genome assembly.